This is a messenger RNA of Geodia barretti, 487 nucleotides long. The record is from the annotation of a GenBank genome assembly. Lineage: Eukaryota; Metazoa; Porifera; Demospongiae; Tetractinellida; Geodiidae.
AUGCUCGGUACGUAUAGCCCGUUAGCUACAGCUGCAGAAUAAAGAAGUGUGCUUGAAAAUGGUCAAAUUGCUACUACUGGUCGCUGCGUUCGCUAUUACUAGUACUGUACUACUAGUGGAAGCUGCAUCACUGCAAGACCGUGUUCGAAAGCGGCAGGCACCACCGGGACCUCCUGGGCCACCCGGUCUCCCCGGUGUACAAGGCCCACCUGGGCCUCCUGGAGCUCCCGGACCAGCAGGUCCUCGAGGGGAAAAAGGAGCGAUUGGAGAAUCUGGCCUACCAGGGCCCACGGGUCACCUGGAGAGCAGGGGUUCGAAGGGUUUCCAGGAGAACGGGGUCCUCAAGGCCCGGCUGGACCUGCUGGACCGCCUGGAUCCCCCGGAGCACAACCAGUUCAACUUGCCAAUGGAUCCAUCGUUAUUGAGGGCCCACAGGGCGCGCCAGGUGCAUCCGGUGCACGAGGACCAGCCGGGUUUCCAGGAUUGA